AUGUUGUCCAAAAACUUCUCCAUUUUGUUCCUGUUUCCAAUCGCUCUAGCAGCCAUCAUCCCAUUGCCAAGUCCACCAAUGCCCAUUCCUGAGCCACCAACUGUCAACGAUUCUCCUUCCCUAACUUCUGAAAAACAAGCGCCUACAGCUCUGGACAUCACGUCAUCAGCACAUCACCUGCCGAGACAGGAAAACGAGCAGAAGACAUCAAGAAACCGAGUUCGAUUGCAUUCUCAUAACUCAAAAGUUUCAAAAGUAUCGAGAACAAGAGAAGUGGAAAUAUUGAGUGAGAAGUGUAAUGAUGAUGGAUUACAACAGAUUAUGCAAGAUGCAAUAACACCGAGCCUCAGCACUUCGAAAAUGGUGAUUUCGGAACGAGCAACACGGGAAUUCGGUGCCAACUUCGAUGUGAUCUGUGCGAGAGGACAUUUCUCUUAUUAUGUAGAAGCAACUUCGUACUGUGAAGUUACCUUAAAUGAUAUCACUUGUCUCGCAUACAAACCAACUUCUCAAUCAGAGAAGAGUUCAAAUGAGAAUGAUAGCUCAAGCGACAUCAUUGAUAUCCGAGAGCAGUUGUUUCAAAAUAGAAAUCUCAAAGAAAAGGAAGAGGAUGAGGCAAAACUAAACCGAUAA
Messenger RNA from Caenorhabditis remanei, 633 nucleotides. RefSeq lists its product as uncharacterized. Bases 1 to 633 code for a protein of 210 amino acids. The transcript is spliced from 3 exons. Lineage: Eukaryota; Metazoa; Nematoda; Chromadorea; Rhabditida; Rhabditidae. The record is from RefSeq and is a predicted model, not a curated record.